Messenger RNA from Dioscorea cayenensis subsp. rotundata (Guinea yam), 1420 nucleotides. RefSeq lists its product as uncharacterized. The record is from RefSeq and is a predicted model, not a curated record. NCBI's taxonomy places the organism in Eukaryota, Viridiplantae, Streptophyta, Magnoliopsida, Dioscoreales, Dioscoreaceae. The transcript has 7 exons. The coding region runs from base 34 to 1236 and encodes 400 amino acids.
CUUCGUCCCUCUUUGGCUUCCCUCCACUCUUCAAUGGAGAUUUGGAGAGCUCGAGCUCUCAGAGCCAUCGUCUUCUCCCCCUUCUCGCCAUUCAACAAGACCUCUCUUUGCUCUUUCCAAACCCUAGCUCAGCCUCUGCCGCUUUCAUCCUUUCCCCUACUCCGCCGCUGCUUUGUCGUGCCACCGCCGCCGCGCCACCACCUGCUCCUCUUCCCGCGACUUCCCCUGGCAGCGAGAACUCUCGCUUCCCUAUCUUCCGGGCCGGAGCUUGAAUGGAGGGAGGAUCAACAGCACACGCCUGUGUCCUGCUCGGAGGACGAGGGUUGUCAGGACCAUCUCCUUGAGGUCCAGCAGGAGAAGCAGAGCCGCUUCGUUCCCGUCAAGGCUUACUUCCUCUGCACUGGUAUCGAUUUGAAGAGUUUGCAGGCUCAGAAUGCUUUCAAUGUCAUUCCUCCAACUUCUCGCGCCACCAAUUAUGUUGUUCUUAGGUUCUUUGACAUUAAGGCUGAGCCUCAUGGCCUCGAGGCUGGUUUUGGGAAUGAGAAUUACUGCCACUAUAUGGUUGUUUUCCAAUAUGGUUCUGUUGUUCUUUUCAAUGUUUCGGAUCAUGAAGCUGAUGGAUAUUUGAAAAUAGUGGAGAAACAUGCAUCAGGUUUGCUACCUGAGAUGAGAAAGGAUGAUUAUGCGGUGGUAGAGAAACCGUCUUUGGAGACCUGGAUGCAAGGUGGACUUGAUUAUAUUAUGCUGAAAAAUUUGAGCAUUGAUGGAAUCCGAACUAUUGGAAGUGUUCUUGGGCAAAGUAUUGCUCUAGACUAUUACAUUAGACAAGUUGAUGGAAUGGUUGCAGAAUUCACAGACAUCAACCGUGGUAUGGAGAAAACUGGUACCUUCACUAUGCAAAGAAAAAAACUUUUCCAACUUGUGGGGAAGGCAAACUCCAACUUAGCUGAUGUCAUUCUUAAACUAGGUGUUUUUGAGAGAUCAGACAUUGCCUGGAAAAAUGCUAAUUAUGCUCAGAUAUGGGAGUAUCUUAGGGAUGAAUACGAGCUGACUCAAAGAUUUGGAAGCCUUGAUUUUAAGCUAAAGUUUGUUGAGCACAAUAUUCGGUUCCUCCAAGAAAUUCUUCAAAAUAGAAAAUCUGAUUUCUUGGAAUGGCUCAUUAUUAUUCUGAUUAGUGUGGAGAUACUUAUUUCUGUUUUCAACAUUGCCCGGGAAUCUCCAAUAUCUUCAAUGUGAAAGAGAUCAUGGACUUCAGAAGCCACAAAAGAAAUUCAAACCAAUGCUUGAAUAACUUCAUGCCAUGGUUUGUGUUCAGAUUAAUCAUUGAGCUUUUGAAUUUACAGUCUCCCAGUAACACCCUGUAAAAAAGAAGAGUUACAUAUUUAUAAUCUUGUUAGUGGUAACCUUUUUAAAGCAUCAA